CUUUCCUUCAACUUUCGUGUAAGGAGGAACCUGCCGCCCCGCCCGCCCCCUCGCCCCGGCGAUCCGCAUUUGAACCCCGCAGGGCCGGCCCUCCACCUUGCGCCGCCCUACGCGCACGCGGGGAGCCCUGAUGAGUUCUCCCGCAGGAGCGUGAGCGAGGGUUCGGCCGCCACCCUGGGCCCCGGCGCCGGGGCUUGUCCCGUGGGGACCUCUGAGCAGCGGCGCUGGGCAAAGACCGCGGACGAUGACCGUGUGGCCCCUGGGAACUUCAGCAUAGUAAUGCCAACAUGAUGUUUCACUCCGGUCGAAUGUGGAGCUGUCAUUGGAAGUGGAAGCCAAGUUCUCUUUUGUUCUUAUACGCUUUAUAUACUGUCUGUGUCCCUCACUUAGUGUGGGGAUGUGCCAACUGCAGGGUUGUCCUCUCCAACCCUUCUGGGACCUUUACUUCUCCGUGCUACCCUAACGACUACCCUAACAGCCAGGCUUGCGUGUGGACCCUUCGAGCCCCCACCGGCUAUAUCAUUCAGAUAACAUUUAAUGAUUUCGACAUUGAAGAAGCUCCCAAUUGCAUUUAUGACUCAUUAUCCCUUGAUAAUGGAGAGAGUCAGACUAAAUUUUGUGGAGCAACUGCCAAAGGCCUAUCAUUUAACUCAAGUGCGAACGAGAUGCAUGUGUCCUUUUCAAGUGACUUUAGCAUCCAGAAGAAAGGUUUCAAUGCCAGCUACAUCAGAGUUGCUGUGUCCUUAAGGAAUCAAAAGGUCAUUUUACCCCAGGCGCUAGAUGUUUACCAGGUAUCAAUUGCAAAAAGUGUCUCUAUUCCGGAGCUCAGUGCUUUCACAAUCUGUUUCGAAGCAACCAAAAUUGGCAAGGAAGACAACGACUGGAUGGCUUUCUCCUACUCAGAUGCAUCCUUCACACAAUUACUCAGUUUUGGAAAAGCCAAGAGCGGCUACUUUCUAUCUAUUUCUGGCUCAAAAUGCUUACUAAACAGUGUAUUACCUGUAAAGGAUAAAGAAGACAUUUUCACAGAAAGCUUUGAGCAGCUCUGCAUCAUUUGGAAUAACUCUUUGGGCUCUGUUGGUGUAAGUUUUAAAAGAAACUAUGAAGCAGUUCCAUGCGAUUCUACCAUUAGUAAAGUUAUUUCUGGGAAUGGGAAAUUGUUGUUGGGCUCCAAUCAAAAUGAAAUUGCCUCUCUAAAAGGGGACAUUUAUAACUUUCGACUUUGGAAUUUCACCAUGAAUUCCAAAAUCCUCUCCAACCUCAGCUGUAAUGUGAAAGGGAAUGUGGUUGACUGGCAAAAUGACUUUUGGAAUAUCCCAACCCUGGCUCUGAAAGCCGAAAGCAACCUAAGCUGUGGUUCCUAUCUGGUCCCGCUCCCAGCACCAGAACUAGCCAACUGCGCAGAUUUGGGGACCCUCUGCCAAGCUACUACUGUAAGCUCUCCUAGUACUACAACACCCACUGUCACCACUAACAUUCCUGUAACUAAUAGAAUCGCUAGAGAAAGGAAUGAUGGAAUUAUCUAUAGAAUUUCCAUAGUGAUUCUAAACAUCCUUCAUCACGCUGAGGUAAAAGUACAGAGCAAGGUGACAGAAUGGCUCAAUUCAACCUUUGAAAAUUGGAACUACACUGUGUAUGUGGUUAAUAUCAGUUUUCACCUGAGCACAGGAGAGGACAAGAUUAAAGUCAAGAGAAGCAUUGUGAAUGAUCAAAGUUUUUGCUUUCAAAUAGGUUUUUGUCCUAGCGAUGAGGAUCCCAAAGGCUAUCGUUGGCCAGCCAUUUUACCUUCUGAAUAUAAGCUGCAUUGCCCAGGGAAGUCCGAUGUUUAUGCUUCACGGAUAUGUUAUCGUAGUCCAACCAACACAACGCUAGCCUACUGGGGACCUCCUGAUAUCUCCAAUUGUUUAAGGGAGGCUGCCAAUCAGAUUUUAAAUUUAACUGGAGAUGGGCAAAACUUGAAUUCAGACAAUAUUAUCAGCAUUGUAGAACAGGUCAAAAGAAUUGUGAAUAAAGAAGAAAACAUUGAUAUAACUCUUGGCUCAACUUUAAUGAAUAUAUUUUCUAAUAUCUUAACCAGUCCAGACAGUGAUUUGCUUGCGUCUUCUUCUGAUGCUUUAAAAACAAUCGAUGAAUUGGCCUUUAAGAUAGACCUAAAUAGCACAUCACGUGUGAAUAUUACAACUCGGAAUUUGGCUCUCGGAGUGUCAUCCCUAUCUCCAGGGACUAAUGAAAUUUUAAAUUUUAGCAUCAGUCUUCCGAACAGUAAUGAAUCAUAUUUUCAGAUGGACUUUGAUAAUGGACAAGUGGAUGCAUUGGCUUCUGUAAUUUUGCCUCCAAACUUACUUGAGAAUUUAAGUGAAGAAUAUUCUGCAUUAGUUAAAAGAGCACAGUUUACUUUCUUCAAUAAAACUGGACUUUUCCAGGAUGCAGAAACCAAGAAAGGCACCUUAGUGAGUUAUGUGAUGGCCUGCAGUAUUGGAAACAUAACUAUCCAAGAUCUGAGGGAUCCAGUUCGAAUUAAAAUCAAACAUACAAGAAACCAGGCAGUGCCUCAUCCCAUCUGUGCCUUCUGGGAUCUGAACAAUAACGAAGGUUCUGGAUUUUGGAACACAUCAGGAUGUGUUGCACAAAGAGAUUCGGACGCAAGCGAGACGGUCUGCCUGUGCUACCAUCUCACACACUUUGGAGUUCUGAUGGAUCUUCAAAGAACAUCCUCACACAUAGAUGCAAGAAACACUAAAGUUCUCACCUUCAUCACCUAUAUUGGGUGUGGAAUAUCUGCUAUUUUUUCAGCAGUUACUCUCCUGACAUAUGUUGCUUUUGAAAAAUUGCGAAGGGAUUAUCCUUCCAAAAUCUUGAUGAACCUGAGUACAGCCCUGCUGUUCCUGAAUCUCACCUUCCUCUUGGAUGGCUGGGUCACCUCGUUUCAUGUGGAUGGGCUCUGCACAGCCAUCGCAGUUCUGCUGCAUUUCUUCCUUCUUGCGACCUUUACCUGGAUGGGGCUAGAAGCAAUUCACAUGUACAUUGCUCUGGUUAAAGUAUUUAACACUUACAUCCGCCGAUACAUACUGAAAUUCUGCAUCAUUGGCUGGGGUUUGCCUGCCUUGGUUGUGUCAGUCGUUCUAGCAAGCAGAAACCAAAAGGAGGUCUAUGGAAAAGAGCAAGGCAAUGAAUUCUGUUGGAUUCAGGAUCCAGUUGUUUUUUAUGUGACCUGUGCUGGGUAUUUUGGAGUCAUGUUUUUCCUGAACGUUGCCAUGUUCAUCGUGGUGAUGGUGCAGAUCUGUGGGAGGAACGGCCAGAGGAGCAAUCGGACCCUGCGGGAGGAGGUGUUGAGGAACCUACGCAGCGUGGUCAGCCUGACGUUCCUGCUGGGCAUGACGUGGGGAUUUGCUUUCUUUGCCUGGGGACCCUUAUAUGUCCCUUUCCUGUACCUCUUCUCCAUCUUUAAUUCAUUACAAGGCUUAUUUAUAUUUAUCUUCCACUGUGCUAUGAAGGAGAAUGUUCAGAAACAGUGGAGGCGGCAUCUCUGCUGUGGCAGAUUUCGGUUAGCAGACAACUCAGACUGGAGUAAGACGGCUACCAAUAUCAUCAAGAAAAGUUCUGAUAAUCUAGGAAAGUCAUUGUCCUCAAGCUCUGUUGGUUCUAACUCAACCUACCUUACAUCCAAAUCUAAAUCCAGCUCUACCACCUUCUUCAAAAGGAAUAGCCACACAGACAAUGCUUCUAUGGACAAGUCCUCAUCAAAACUGACCCAUGCUGAUGGAGAGCAAACAUCAAUCAUUCCUGUCCAUCAGGUCAUCGAUAAGGUCAAGGGUUACUGCAAUGCUCAUUCAGAUAACUUCUAUAAAAAUAUUAUCAUGUCGGACACCUUCAGCCAUAGCACAAAGUUUUGAUGUCUUUAAUAUAAGAAAGAGGAACCAGUUUGCAGAAAUAUGAAGAUCUGUAAGCAGUAAAAACUGUAACUAGCAGAUGUAAAUGUGCUGUAACCUAGGUAACAGCAUAUAUAUAUAUAAUGUGUUUUGUUAAGAAGGCUUCUGUGAAAUUCAAAAUCUGUCUUUACAGUGUAUUUCUUCCUUGGGGAAGUUUCUACCAUCACUAAAACUUUAGUACUGAAAGUAUCAUGACUCAGUAGCCAUAGAAAAUAUGAUUUUUUAAAAAAAAUAUAUAAUUGAAUCAGAUUAAUCAGAACUCAGGAGGAGACACUGUAAAUAGAGGACAAGGGAGAGGCAGAGCUAGGGACAAACCCUAAUUUAGAGCUUAGUUAUACCCCAUCCAGUAGUUAGGUUUGGAUAUGGCCAUUUGCUUCAGCAUCUUUCCCAACAAUCAGAAGCAUACUAAUAUUUAUAACUAUUUUGGAUGCCCACAAGACCUAUCUCAAUGCUAGUUUCUAUGAAUGAAUUUCCUCAUUUUCAGUGAAAUGUCAAUCAAAGAUAUAAAAAGAAUGUUUAAUGUCUGACCCAAGGAUUAGAAAACAAUUUUUUUCUUAUUAUACCAAAUGUUUAACAGUCAAGACCAUAACAUGCUUAAGAACGAACGAAUUUCCCACAUUUUGACCUAGUUAAUAUGAGGCCAUGUAAAUUUCUACUGUUCAAAAUACAAGGCUUAAACAUCAUCAUUAUAAUUGAAUCCCAUACAUUUGAAUCAAAUUUAGUGUUGACAUUCCCUUAAUGUGGAUCUCCCAGCAGUCGCUGAGGAAUGAAUCUCUUACUCCUCUGUUUUGGCUCCUGUACUGACUGUGGGCUCACGGGAGGAAUGAGAAUUUCCAUUAGGCUCGCAGUGCACAGUAGUCUCUCCCUUUUAGGAAAUACAACCACCGAGACUCUGUGGUUCUGUGCUCGCUCUGCAGACUUUAAGAUGUUUCCAGUUGCACAAAUGAAAAGCCUCUUCUCCAUUUAAGAGUUUGUUCAAGGAAUAAAAACCGAGACUUAUGGGUGACUUAUCAUAAUCAAAAUAAUUUAUAAACGUGGGUCUACAAUUGCUAGUUUAAAAACAAGUUGUACAUAAGUCCUCUGAUAAUACGAGCCAGAGGAAAUCUGGCAAGAUAGAUGGUGUGUUAUUUAUGGAUUAGAUUUCUGCAUACAAGCCGUGCAUAAUAUUAAGCAGCUUACCCAGCUUUCAAACUAUCCUGAGUAAUACACUUGCUAGUGAAUGUGUAGGAGACCACAUUUUAAUUGUUCUUAAAGAUGGAGUUGUGUCGAGUUUCUUAGAAAUCGGUCUCAGUACCCUUACAUUUACUCUGGAUUAUCUGGGAAAUAUCAGGUUCUGGGAGGUGGCAGUCUAAGUGAUGAGAAGAUGAGACAUUCUGGAGCCAAGAAAGAACUGAGCACGUGGGGGCCUUUCCCUAUGUGCAGAAAGCAGGUAACACUUGGUCUGAGACAUAGGAGAGCGUUCUGGCUAUGCAGCCACCGAGGGGCCUCUCACCUUUUGCUGAUCUUCAAACAUAAGCUAUUGGACAGGCUUGAAUGGAUGAUAAGAUAAUGUGGUGGUGGGUUUUUUAUUAUUGUUCCAUUUUGCAGUAGCAUGGAACCCUGUCCUGGGAGACCUGAGCACUACCCAACUUGGCUCUCACAGGGGAGGAGUGUAUAUAGUAGGAGAGGAUAGUAAAUCUUAAGGUCUCUAAGAUUCACUACAGUAGAGCUGAGUCCUUUUCUGUAGGCAUAUAUUAACAGGCUGUUGAUUCUGACAGAGGUUACAUAUAGAUGAAAAUUAAUUUUAAAUAGUCGCUGAAUCUUCACAUACCUUUUCCCAAACCUUAGAGAUCUGUAAUAGAAUUUGAUGAGCUUUCUACUGUGAGAUUUCUACUCAAAGUGCUUACUGAGUUAAUAGUAAUUAAGAAACAGCUUCAAAAGUGGUUUUAAUUUCUACUCAUAUUUAUCCAGAUCUAAAAAUAAAAAAAAUAAAAAAGACUAUUUUUUUUCCAUAUUGGACAACAAUGUCAGCUCCACUUUAGAAAUUUCCAGUAACCAAGUAAGGAAAAAUGUCGAAACAGACAAAGAGAAACAUUUGCAAAUGGACUUAAAUGAUUAAGCCAAAUUCUACCCUCAGUUCUAAACAUACAAUUCUCACCUUCAUUUAGCCACCUUGAGAACAAAAUUAAAGGAAUUUAGCUGUGGAGCCAAAAUUAAGGUUAGCUUAACUUUGAGAAUAAUAUCAAUUUAGACUCUCUUUUGUUUUUUGUUUUUUUCCUUCUUUUUCCCACAUUGUUUUAGAGUCUUAAUCUAGGAUCCUGAAAUAUUUUCCGUUCUCGUUACCAUUACUUGUACUGUAAAGCUUUUCUUUGUCCACUGUUAGCAUGGACUCUUUUGUACAUAUUUAUUUAUUUGUGUUUAUAAAUGUCAGCUUAUUUUAUAUCUUAGUUUUGUAUCACCUGGCUUCGUUAUUUUAAUUAACUUUCUGUUGGACAGACUGUAUAUAUGUUUUUCUAAAUACUUUGUGAAAUAGUUUUCUGUAGCAAUAUCUUUGAAUAUGAUGAAUAAAAGUGACUGUGAGUGCAAAUUAGAAUUAGUAGUAAGAAGCUACUAUAGCUGAUUUGCCAUUUUACUUAAAUAGAAAAUGUUUUUCAAAUAAAUACUUAAUGUUAUUUGUGUUCCAAAUUA
This is a messenger RNA of Pteropus alecto (black flying fox), 6596 nucleotides long. RefSeq names its product adhesion G protein-coupled receptor G6 (gene ADGRG6). Gene Ontology annotation, molecular function: G protein-coupled receptor activity; laminin binding. Gene Ontology annotation, cellular component: membrane. The coding region runs from base 288 to 3893 and encodes 1201 amino acids. The record is from RefSeq and is a predicted model, not a curated record. NCBI's taxonomy places the organism in Eukaryota, Metazoa, Chordata, Mammalia, Chiroptera, Pteropodidae. The transcript has 24 exons. Gene Ontology annotation, biological process: cell surface receptor signaling pathway; heart trabecula formation; adenylate cyclase-activating G protein-coupled receptor signaling pathway.